Messenger RNA from Spathaspora passalidarum NRRL Y-27907, 837 nucleotides. It is a transcript of the gene GIS2, whose product is annotated as mRNA-binding translational activator. Gene Ontology annotation, molecular function: zinc ion binding; single-stranded RNA binding; translation regulator activity. The transcript has a single exon. The record is from RefSeq and is a predicted model, not a curated record. NCBI's taxonomy places the organism in Eukaryota, Fungi, Ascomycota, Pichiomycetes, Serinales, Debaryomycetaceae. Bases 28 to 549 code for a protein of 173 amino acids. Gene Ontology annotation, cellular component: cytoplasm. Gene Ontology annotation, biological process: positive regulation of cytoplasmic translation.
GACCAGGUGUUUUAGUAAUAUACAAUAAUGGCUGCUGUUUUCCCAAGAACUUGUUACAAAUGUGGUGAAGUUGGUCACUUAGCUGACAACUGUCAACAAGAAGAAAGAUUAUGUUACAACUGCCAUAAGCCAGGUCACGAAUCUACUGACUGUCCUGACCCAAAGCAACCAACCACCAAACAAUGUUAUUCUUGUGGUGAUGUUGGUCACGUUCAAUCUGAAUGUCCAAACCAAGCUCAAGGUACCAAGUGUUACAACUGUGGUCAAUUUGGUCACAUUUCUAAGAACUGUGAUUCCGAACAAGUUGGCGGUGCUAGAAAGAAGUUUUACCCAACUAAGUCUGCUGCUGGUACCACUUGUUACAAGUGCGGUGGUCCAAACCACUUUGCCAGAGACUGUCAAGCUGGUGUUGUCAAGUGUUACGCUUGUGGUAAGACCGGUCACAUCUCCAAGGACUGUACUUCUUCUUCCGGAGGUUCCAACUACGGCUCAAAGACUUGUUACAACUGUGGUAAGAGUGGUCACAUUUCCAAGGAAUGUACUGCCUAGAUGGUGAUUUUGUUGAUUUGAAUAUUUGAAGAAGGUAUCAGGAGUGGUGGAAUAUUUGCAUUAUAUUUUAUUUUUCUUUGCAUCAUGAAAAAGAGUAGUGGGGAGUGUAUUAAUAAAGUUCCUAUUGUAUAAAGAUUGUUGAAGAAUGAUUCAUGAUGCGACAUUUCGGUUGUGAUGUGUAGUCCAACUUCUCCAAAUGAUUUCUUUAGUUCCAGUUCUUGUCUUUUAAAUUUAGUUUAUAGUUUUUAUGGGUUUCUUUUUAUAUAUGGUAAUAUUAUGUAUUAGCAU